AUGCCGAUCGCCACCAACUCAGAACCUUCCGCGGUGCAGUCCGACUCCCGCCUCUUUCCUUCCGCCUGCUUGCGGAACCACGAUCGGGAAUCCGCAAAGUCCGGGGAGGACGGCAUUGAAGAUCGAUCGGAUCCCCUUCGCCAGUCUCCCUCGAUCCACUCCAGCUUCCUCAGCUUCGCCAUGAACGGGGGCGCCACUCAUUUACAACAGCCUCCUCCCCCCACCCUCUGCCAGCAGCCGCCGCCACUCCUACACAGGCCGAGCCUCCCGGAGCAAGGAACUCAGAGCCAGGGUAGAGGCGGCCACAUCGCUGCCCUGGGCAACAGAGCCCCUGUGUCAGGUAGCAUUGGCCCUUCCUUUCAGUGCCAGUCAAUCCAUCAAGAUCACAUUUGCAGCAAUGACAGUGACAAGAGCGAAGAUAGUUCGAGUCCCAAGAGACAACGCCUUUCUCAUUCAGUCUUUGACUAUACAGUGUCAUCACCAACUGCAUCACCACCAGUGCGACCAUGGGAGAUGACAUCAAAUAGGCAGCCUCCUUUGGCUCGGUCCAACCAACAUCACUUCUCUGGGGAACACUGUAGCACACCUGCACGAAAUAGAAGGAGUCCUCCUGUUCACCGUCAGAGAGCAAGAAGGGAUCUUCUGUCUCGACAUAAUUCUAUUAGCCAAGAUGAAAACUAUCGCCAUCUCUCCUAUGGACAGCAGCAAGCAAUAGAAGAUCCCCAAACUUUUCACCCUCCAAAUAUAUCCCAUCAUAUGUUUCACCCAGCUGCUCACCCACCACAGCAGAAUUCAAUGAUGGUUGAUAUUCAUGAUCAGGUAAGAGCGUGUUGAGAACAUGGAUGCACAUAACUCUGUGUAUGCCUCCCCAAAGAGAGCAAAUCAGUGAACUGUCCUCGACAAUUUAGUUGGCAAUGGAGACCAUAACACUUAACUCCUAUUAGUCCUCCUGUAAGACAUCUAAGUAGCAUGAGUAUAUAGAUUUGCAGCAUUCAGUUAAAAAUAAUACAUUUGUAACUUAAGAGAAAAAUCUAGACUCUAAUAGAAAAAAGUGAGUUAACAAUCUGUCAAUGUAUGGUUGGCACAGUUCUGAAGGUCUCUGCAUCCCACAUUUGAAAUGUGACACUUCUGUGAGAAAC
Molecule: messenger RNA, 1139 nt
Organism: Cygnus olor (mute swan)
Lineage: Eukaryota; Metazoa; Chordata; Aves; Anseriformes; Anatidae
Exons: 5
Coding region: 1-834 (277 amino acids)
Source: RefSeq, a predicted model, not a curated record